CAUACGUGCACUUGUGGCUUCUGCCUUAGCGCAAUCUAAUAAACUCUUUCAACAGGUUCAACAUAUUUGAAACCUUGCGAGGGUCCGAGAGAAUAGCGUAAUAGUCAAAGCUACUAAUUGGACAUAUAUAAAGGUACAUAUUACUAUUCAAGCAAGAACACCCUACAAACAACGAAGUACCUAUCUGCACAACAUUGAAUGGUCUUAAUGCCACCAAAUAAAAUGGAGAAAAUGAGUUCUGACGAGCCGGAAGCUGCACCUCCAGCGUAUGAGAGCCUUAAUACAAGCGACCAGCAACCACACCGAGUAGUACCACCAGCAACCAACGGAAAAAGAUACUUUGAGAAAGAAACGAAAUCCCAUAUAGCAUUUUGUUUCAGUCCUGACCCUACUAAGCCCUAUCCAACACAGUUAUGGUCUGCUCAGAUGAUUAUUAAAUGCGAUAACGUACCGCAACUCAUGCUCGAGGGCCUCCGCUGGACAACGGAUAGUGUCCUGUGGGAAGAUGGAUAUGUUGCUGAGAUUUCUGCCGCGUACAUGCACAUCAAAACCUUCGAGGAUCUUUGCGAAGCAGGACUGACCUGGACGCGUCACUACUUUCUACAAGACAUACAACAAGAACCCCCAAGGUGGAUUGCCCACUUACAAGUUCAUGCUGAAACCUGCAAGACCUUGGCCGGUAUUAAAUUAGGAGAGCUUUCUAUCCAGAAUGUGGUUUCUGCAUAUGCUUGGGGUAGUCGCAGAGAAUACAUAUAUUCAUGGAUUAAAAAGAAACCAUGGGAGGCCUAUAAUGCCAUCUAUGAUGACAUGCCUAUGGACGGCUGGUGGCCAUGGCCAAAGAGAGAGAAUAUAUAGCUGCAGGAAAGGGGGUUGUUUAUAGUUUACUCACAUAACACCAUCGAUAUUGCCUGUAUCUACAUACGUGUGACUAGGAGGUUAUUAGGUAUGUAGGUAAUUUACUUAUAGUCUACCUCUUUGAAAAGUGGUGCUAAGACC
Molecule: messenger RNA, 996 nt
Organism: Daldinia decipiens
Lineage: Eukaryota; Fungi; Ascomycota; Sordariomycetes; Xylariales; Hypoxylaceae
Exons: 2
Coding region: 199-855 (218 amino acids)
Source: RefSeq, a predicted model, not a curated record